AUGGCAGAGUACGAAUGACGUUGAAGCGCUUGCGGAUCUACGGAAAAUUAAAUUCAUGCAAAAAGUUUUAGAACCUGCUUAAAAUUUUCCGAAUAGAAAAGUGUCGAUAAAUAUUAGUUUACGCAAGUGAAAACAGAAUGCUUAAGAGACGAAUGUUAGAUUUAUUUGGCUACUGAUGAACAAAAAUUUUAGAACUGGUUUUUGUGAAAAUAUGUAUCAUUGAGCAAAGGUUAUUCAAUAACUCGAGUGCAAAUUUAGAUGGGGCGUUGAAGGAAUGGUACAAAGAAUUGGAGUGAGACUGAAAAACAAGUUGCGUCCUUAUAGAUAUCAGCAUUUUUAUGUAAUACAAUGAAGAUGUGCGGGAAUAACAUUGCACUUGUAACAUAUUAGUUCGCAUAACGAAUAACCUUCAAUACUUUACAUUAGUUCAUGGCUACGGAAAGGACAUUAGCACAAUUCAAGAUGAUUCGACAGCACUUUGAACCUCCGAUCGACUACCAUCAACAACAGCAACAACAAAUACAGCAGCAAGUUCAGCAGCAACAAAUUCAGCAGCAAGUACAACAACAAGUUGCUCAGCAGCAGCAAAUAUCUAAAAUAGUGAGCAGUCCACCACCGACAAUUGUUGGUACACCAAAUGGAACAACGAUGUGUGUGGCUAAGUUGAUCGUAGGUCUUGACCAUGCUCCGUUAGCGUUCAAUGUGCGCCAAAGGAUAAUCGGUGAAGGAGGUACAAAUCUGAAUUACAUACGAUCGGAAACAGGAGCAAUAAUUUCUCUUCGUGGGCGUGGAUCGCUAAACUUUGAACCCCAAACCGGACAGGAAGCACUAGAACCGUUGCAAUUGUGCAUUGAGCAUCCAACGUUGGAGGGCUUUCAACACGCAAAACAACUGGCGAAAAAUUUAAUCGAAACAUUACAAGAAGAGUUGAAUUUGUUCCAGGAAGUACCAAAACAGAAUUUUCAGCUGAUUUCUCAACCAACACUUGUCCAAACGCCUCAGGUGUCGCAGAUGCCACCGCUAAUGCGUUCUCAGCACAUGACUCAGACAAAUGGUUUAAUUCAUCAGCCUCCGCCACCGGUGCUGCAACAGCAAGGAUUCAUGCAGCAUCCACAAAGUCAACCUCCACCCCCACAGAUCAUACAACAACCGCCUACAAUAAUACAAUCUCAUGUACCGGUUCAAAUACAUCAGCAGCCCAGUAAUGUUGUUAUUUCACAAAUUCAAACUGCACCGCAGAUUACAAAUGUUAGUAAUCCGCCACCCGGUGCGCAAAUUCGGCCUCCUAUGAUGCAAAUCAAGAAUUCCAUCCCACCACAUCUUUCGCAGCCUCCACCCAACAUGCAAAUUCCGCAGGUGACGGAAGCGCCACAACAGAUAUUGGUAAACCAAGCACCGCCUUACCAGGUACAAUAUAUUCAACAGAAUGCUCCGAUUCAAACAAGCAGUGGUCCGCACCCUGCAGGACAGGUAACGAUUCAACAUGUCAUACAACCCCAGACUCAACCAAUCCAAGGAAUAAUGCAAAGUACACUGCCUCCCCCACAGUUCGAUCAAUAUCAGAGGCCACCACAAGGCCAACAGAUUAUAACUGUUCAAGGAAGUGCGGCAUUCAUGGUUCCGCCGCCUAACAUUAUUCAUCAAACUGUGGCUCCACAUCCGCAUAAUCAGAUCAUCGUUCAGUCGCAACCGAUCAUCACUCAUCCACCUCCAAACUCGAUACAUCCCGAAAUCGUACAGUCCGGUAUGGGACCACCUCCUAUUGGCCAGGUUCCAAUGAUGGUAAAUGGAGCGGAUGAUAAGAAACCCGGUGAAAUUCAUCUAAAGCCAGAACAAAUAAAACUCGAAGAAGGGCCGCCUCCGGGAACGAUUAUUCAACAAAUAGGAAAACCAACCGUCAUUCCUGUUUCUUCGAUGCAAAAUAUUACUUUGAGUCAACCACCGCCACCAAUAAUGUCGGUUCCCCCUCCAACCGUGCAGCACAUUGUUGGCAAUACGAUUAUAACGUCGCAACAGAACCAUACCGUUAGUCAUGCAAUUCCGCAACAGAUCUACAGCCAAAUUCCGGUGUCGAUUCAGUCAUUUCAAUCGCCUCCGCAGCAAAUUCACAUGAAUGGCGGCACUCACUAUGUCGUGAAUGCACAGCAGUCUUGGCCCCCGAACGGAACCACACAACCACCUCAGAUCCAACAGGUACCGGUUAGUUCGGUACAGAAUAUUCAAUUCGCACCGCAAACAAUGCGUAAUCCAAAUGAGAUUCAAAUCAUCAGCUCCCCGGCGAUCAUCAGUGCUGCCGAGUACCGGCCGCCCCAGCAGCACAUCAUCACGACCAGCUCAUUCAAUCCGCAAAUGCAACCGCCGCCUGGGAUGCAAGUGAUUCACACCGUUCCACCACCGCACCAACAGAUUAUAACGAGCAUUCCGAAUCCACAACCGCAAAUCAUCGAAGCGCCGCAACAUCCGGUGCCUCCACCUCACUCGGGACCAACUCAUCAAAUUAUUGCGACACCAGUUCCCGCACCGCCGCCACAGUUCACCACAGUUCAGUACACGACUGCUCAUGAACCUAAGUCAUCAAUAGAAAUUCAACUGCAUCAGCAGCACGGUAUGAGGUCAGGACAAAAGCGCAAACAUCCGGAAGAUGAAUCGCACAAGAAUAUUCCUCCCAAAAUGGGAAUGGGGAUGAAUCUGAGCAGCGGCGCCAGCUCGGUGACAGCAAAAUGUACGAUGUCUUCAACAUCGACGGCAACGGUUACAACAUCAUCGACGUCCGGUGGUCUAAUAACAUCGCAAAUUUCUUCAAACUCUACAGAUGAGUUGCAACAUGCAGACGAUGGCAAUAACUCGGGAAACGAGCAGCAGUCCGGCGACGAGCACAACGUCGAAAACUUUGGCGGUAUCGGCGUCGGCAGCUGCACAAACAACAACAAUAAUAAUAACAACAAUAACAGUAAUAAUAACCCACAUAGUGGACCGAAGCAUAGUCACAAUGGACAGCACCAGAUGUCAGGUGGUAAUAAUAGGCCACGGGGUGCGUACCGUAUGAGUCAAUCCUAUUUUGGAAGCAACAGCAAUGGCAGUUAUCAGCAGAACAGUUUCCAUAGGAACUAUGAAUCUGCGCCACCACCACCGCCAAAAUGCAGGUGGUAGAUAUUUUGGCGAAAUGAAGUUAAAAAGUGUCAACUGUUUUCGAUUCGUUAGUGCUUGUAACUGUGAAUUAAAUUAGCGCUUUCGAAAAAAGCCCAGCUCUAUCACCGUGUGUUGAACAGCACGUCAAGUCGCUAGGGAAUUUGAAUUAUUACAUUUUCAUGAACUGUACAUAAAUAUUUUGAUCUAACCAAGACUACGCAAGUUAAAAUGUGUUAUUAAAAAAAUAGAUAUUAUUUUGCCGAA
Molecule: messenger RNA, 3393 nt
Organism: Malaya genurostris
Lineage: Eukaryota; Metazoa; Arthropoda; Insecta; Diptera; Culicidae
Exons: 8
Coding region: 430-3150 (906 amino acids)
Cellular component (GO): nucleus
Molecular function (GO): RNA binding
Source: RefSeq, a predicted model, not a curated record